Molecule: messenger RNA, 712 nt
Organism: Arabidopsis arenosa
Lineage: Eukaryota; Viridiplantae; Streptophyta; Magnoliopsida; Brassicales; Brassicaceae
Source: the annotation of a GenBank genome assembly
CUAGAAGAAGAUGAAGCGUCAAAGGGAAUCUGAAUCGACAGAAGAAUGCCAAUCACCGAAGCACACGAACCAUCUUUGAAAUAUGAAAAACUUCGGCGGCAUACAAGGAUGGGCUCGGAACAAAGUCUAAAACGGCUCGGACUAAACAGUCGUAAAGCUCAUCGUUUGCUUCUCAAAUCAACGAGCUGGGGGGCUAACUGUUGGGGUCGGAUUCCAUCCCUUAGCACCGAGCCGGAUUUUGGACACCUCAGGGAACUUCUGAAGACACCUCGGGGAAAUGUAUCAAUCACCUCGGUGAACCAAGCCAUUCACCUCGGGACGACGAGCCCUUCACCUCGGGACGACGAGCCACUCCCCUCGGGACGGCGAGCCCUUCACCUCGGGACGACGAGCCACUCGCCUCGGGGCAACAUGCCAGUCGCCUCGGGAUCCAUAGGUGAACUCGUAACCCGAGCCAGCUCUUCCACCGACCGAGCCGGUUCAAGUCGAAAUACCCGAGCCACUUCCUUCCGUGUGCCCGAGGCCAUCAUUUCGGGGUAUCCGAACAAGUCAUCUCGGGUACCCGAGCCGAUUGCAUAAGUUCUCCAAGGCGAAAUCUUCAUCAUCACCCGAGGCAAAGACUUGUAAAAUAUUCGUCUUCAAAGUACCAUUUCCAAGUAAGUCGUCAUUUCCGAAAAAGGAGGAUCAUUUCCGAUAAACCCGGAAAUGAUAA